Molecule: messenger RNA, 1929 nt
Organism: Rhododendron vialii
Lineage: Eukaryota; Viridiplantae; Streptophyta; Magnoliopsida; Ericales; Ericaceae
Product: protein NRT1/ PTR FAMILY 5.5-like
Exons: 4
Coding region: 209-1783 (524 amino acids)
Source: RefSeq, a predicted model, not a curated record
UCUCUCUCUCUCUCUCUCUCACUGAGAAUUCUUGAACAAAUUACUCCCUGCAGAUCUUGUAACUUCACUAGCUAGCUAACAGUUUGAUAAUUGCCGGCACCCACAAAAAGAAAGAAAGAAUUAUAUACAUAUAUAUAUAAAUAUAUACAGUAGGGCGGUAAGUAUAUACUGCUAACAGUAGAAAGAGGUGGCCUGGGGGGUGAAAGGGAUGCCGACAGAUACUUCGUUCCUGAAGAUCCGCCGCAAGUUUGAUCAGAUUUUCAUCAAACUCUUCUAUAUUAAGAUCUGGAAAAACUAUUACUUUUGCCUUUGCUGGGGGGCUGCUGUUACCACAGGCCUUGCGUAUACCCAAUGGUUUGUAGGCUAUGCAGUGGUGGGCGUGUUGAUUACAUACUUCACAGAUACCUGGAAGGAACACAAUCUCCCGAAUGCCGUUGCAAUGAUAAAUCUACUAGAGGGGUCGUCAUCUGUUUUGGCCCUUGUCAUGACUUACAUCUCCGACAACCAUGUUAGGCCUCUCAAAGUCAUUCUCUGCUCAACUGCUGCCUACAUCAUCGGAAUGGUGAUGUUAUGCAUUUCGGCAUUCCAUCCCAUUGCCGGUGACAUGACCGGGAUGUACUUCGUACCGGUAGUGCUUCUGAUAGCCGUGGGAAAAGCCGGAGGGGUGCCUGUCUUGGAAGGAUUUCUAGUUGGUCAAUUAAGGGCCCAUGAACCCAGGCAGCUGCUGGACAUAGAUGAAGGCAGAGUAAACGCAAGAAAGAAUGUGUGGUGGAUCACUGCAUCGUUAUUGUGUGGACUUAGCACUCCCUGGAUCUUCGGCCAUGUUCAUGCUGGUUGGCUUGUAACGUUCGUUUGUUCAACAUCAGUUAUGGGCAUUGGCUAUUUGUUGUUCUUGUGUUGCAUUGCUCUCUACCACAGAUCAGUAAAAAAAGCUGCUGCUACUUCAGAAAUCUCCCGUGCUAGCCCUAAAGAGAAUGCAAACAACGGUCCGACUCCGGCGGUCUCUGCAGGAAGAAGAGUACCAAUGGAGCAAUGGAAGCCUCUUUCUGUAAUGAUACCCAUGUGGACUACUUUUCUGGUAUUUGGUCUAGUACUAUCAACAGGCAACACUUUCUUCACCGAGCAAGGAAACAACAUGCAUGCUACGGUCUCUAUUUAUAGACUUAUUAUGAUAAGGAACAUAAUCAAGGCUACCUUAAGCUCUUCCUUUUACACACUCCUGUUCAAAUACAUACCUAAACCACUAAAAACAAAGAGCAUUAUAGUCGGAAUCUUGACAGCAAUGGUGGUAUCCGUAUUCUGCUGUAGCGUCGCAUGGCGUGUCGAGGUUCGCAGGUUGCGUGCCAUCGAGGACUCCAAAUUUUGCGUCAAGUUCAACCAAGAUGACCGUGCUGUCGUACCCAUGAGUAUUCUGCGUCUGGCACCGCAGUUCUGCCUGCUGGGACUCAUGGAGGGGAUCGGCAAACAAGGCCUGGAUCUCUUCUUUGAGGUUCAGGUCCCUCAUGAUGUGCCAAUGGAGAAAUAUGGAUCAGCACUAAAUGAAGCUGUGAUCGGGUUCGGAAGCUUCAUUAAUGCUCUACUUGUGUACGGUCUCAAGGGCUGGUUCGGCGACACUUUAAACUGCAGUAGUCGCCUGGACAAUUACUACCAAAUGAUGAUGAUACUGAGUUUUGUGAACCUAUGCUACAACUGGUUUGUUUCAACUCUUUACUGGGACAAGAAGGAAACCAGAGACGAUGUCAAAGGAAACCAAGAAAUGGUAAUAGAACUACUGGUGGAGUAGUUUUAGGUAAAUGGAGGGAAGGGGAAACAAACAAAUCUGUUACACGUACGCAAUUCUUAUUUAUUCUAGCCUAUAGUUGUAAUUGUUGAUUCUGUUGUUGUAUUUAUCUCAUCCCCUUGUUGUUUAUAUUCAUUCUUUUGUACUUC